Parasteatoda tepidariorum (common house spider) is the source of this 868-nucleotide messenger RNA. RefSeq names its product sn-1-specific diacylglycerol lipase ABHD11. The record is from RefSeq and is a predicted model, not a curated record. Gene Ontology annotation, molecular function: carboxylic ester hydrolase activity. Gene Ontology annotation, biological process: lipid metabolic process. NCBI's taxonomy places the organism in Eukaryota, Metazoa, Arthropoda, Arachnida, Araneae, Theridiidae.
GCAAUCCAACUGGUUAUCUUAUGAAUCACGUGAAUCAAGCGAAGAAAAGGAAUGUAAAGAGAUGUAAUGCUGAUACCCGUUUUCAUUCAGAGUAUUUCACACAAAACUGUAACAGUCUAUCUUCGUCUCUCAAUGACUCAACAAUGAACAAAUCUUAUAUGUUUAUCGCUCACAAAGAAUAUGCAGCUCAAAAGCCAGAAAAUGUCCCCAUCGUUCUACUCCAUGGUGUAACGAAUGCAAAAGAAACAUGGGAUGAUUGCGCGCAGGAAAUCGCCAACAGGACGGCCUCACAGGUCUUCUGUCUGGAUGCCAGGAACCAUGGAGACAGUGAAUGGACGGAGACAAUAGGUUACGAUAGUAUGGCCGAGGAUGUUGUCAAUUUCAUGAAUUCGCGAUCCAUUCCUAGAAUCACCAUUGUUGGACACAGUAUGGGCGGAAAGACGGGAAUGGCUUUUGCAUUCAAAUAUCCUGAAAGACUGGAGUCGCUGAUUAUUGAGGAUAUAUCGGCACGCAGUCCAUCGAGCAGUAGAACAGGGAUCAGUUACUACAUGAAACAAAAAAGAGAUGUGUUGAUGAAAAUCCCUCCUCAUGCAGAACUGGCAGAAGCCAAGAAAUUUGCUGCUUCCUAUCUAUCGGGAGGAGAAGCUGCUGCAAAGAGAAAACUGCAAGUAAACACCAUUGCGCCGAAAAUAUGGGAGGGAAGAGAUCUCCCACUGAGGAUGACUCCAAGCGGAGAUUUCGAGUGGAAGACAAAUCUAAAUGUCAUAGUGAACUCUAUGGAAAGUGGAAAAUGGUCACCUGUCAGCUCUGAUGGCCUUUAUGAGGGUCCAGUUUUUCUUAUCUACGGUACUAAAUCUCCAUUUAAAGU